AUGUCGCUGAUUAAUCGUAUCGAUGAGCCUCUACGAGGUGCCACCUUUGGCUUCCCGAUCAAACACAGCGUAGGUCCGGCGGUGCACACGUUUGUGUCGCAACUGUUGGACUUACCCUGGACCUUUACCCACGGCGAGUACGCUGACGAGAAUGAUGUGUGGCAACACGUUCAGAGUGCCGACUUUGGCUUCGGAGCGGUGACGAUGCCCUUCAAGGCGAGCAUCAUGGCGCGUCUGGAUCAUAUUGAUGACGAUGCCAAGGCCAUCGGUGCGGUCAACACGAUCAGCGUGGUCAAGGGACAAGACGGCGCACCGCAUCGAUACCACGGCCACAACACGGAUGCAGCCGGCAUUGCCCAGGUGUUUUUGGAGAAUACCAAGCUGCUGCACGACAUUCCGCAACGCAUCGGUCUGGUCAUCGGUUCCGGCGGUGCUGCGCGUGCCGCCAUCUGGGCUCUCGUCUUUACGCUUCACUGCCCUUACGUGUUGGUCGUAGGCCGUUCAGCAGAUGCGGUCAAGGCGAUGAUCGACGAUCUGCAAGCAGCUGUCACUGCUCAGGGCGGCAAGUUCCCGCUGGCCGAAUGUGUCUUCCACGUCGGCUCGGUUGCCCACGCACAACGGCUGCUUGACCAAGGCCUCACCCCCUCGUUGGCGGUCAGUUGCAUUCCCGCUGCCGCCAUGCUGCAGCAGGCGCCGUCAAGUGCCGUGCAGGACGACAAGACUGCCGCCGAGAGCACCAUGUAUGCGGUUCUGGACACAUUGCUCGUUGGACGUCUGCAUCGACGUCAGGUACAGACGAGCCCGUGCAUGCUGAUCGACAUGUGCUUCAAGCCGCUUGUGACGCCCAUCAUGCGCACCGCGCAGGCGGAUGGAUGGCACAUCAUUUCGGGCAUCGAGGUUUUGGGUGCACAACUGAUCGAACAAUGGCGCAUUUGGCUUGGCAAAGACUCUUCCUUGUUUGCCAAGAUCCCCCAGAAAAGCGUCCGUGACAAGAUGCGCGAAUUGGCCGCCCAGAGUUUGGCAUUGCAAUCUUCAGCCGACGCUGCUGAUCUGUCGCUCGCGGAUCGGCUCAAGGCUCUGCCGCAGGGCGUUAUGAGCGCCUCGCUGGGCUAUUCCGAAGCACAGACCAUCGAGGCCGUAGUGGCAGCCGCGGCGGCGGAACACUUUGACGGUAUUGAAAUCUUCUAUGAAUGCCUACGUGUAGCCUCGCUGCGGCUGGCGAACAAGGAAAUCCAAGAGAUGCCGACGGAUGCAGAGAUCCUGGCCGGUUCGUCCUACAUCCGCAAGCUGUGCGACAGCCACGGUAUCCGCAUCAUUGCCCUCCAGCCCUGGCUCAACCACGUGGGCCUGCGUGAUCGUCAGGAGCACGAACGCCGCUUGCAGCAUGUGCUGCCGCUCUGGUUCCAAGUGGCCGACAUUCUGGGCACUGAUGUGAUUCAGGUGCCUUCGACCAUGUUCAAGAAGAUCUCUGUUGGCGAUCCCGAAGUUGUGGUGGCGGAUCUGCGUGCCCUUGCUCAAGCAGGUCUGACGGGACGACAGCAACAGGGCAAGGCACCGAUCCGGUUUGCCUACGAAGCCAUGGCAUUUGGCGCAUGGACGAGCCGUUGGCAAGAUGCCUGGAAGGAGGUCGAGGCAGUUGACAUGCCCAACUUUGGCAUUGUGCUCGACACAUUCCAGAUCCUGGGAGAAUGUUGGGCCGAUCCGGCGAGCGAGAGCGGCAUGCUAUAUGAUGGCGAGGUGCGCCUGCAAGACUGCCUCCACGAUCUACGCACCACGUUUGCCGGCCAUCUGGCCAAGCAGACGGCCAACCGCAAAAAGAUCUUUUACGUUCAGCUGGGAGAUGCGAAGCGCAUGACGCCGCCUCUGACGGUCGACCAUGCCCUGUUCGACCCCAGCAUGCAUGCCAACUGCAAGAUGGCCUGGAACCGAUCCUGCCGCACGUUCGCGUUCGAAGGCUACUUGCCAUUGCUGCCGUUGCUGCGUGUCAUCUUUGAGGACAUUGGCUUUGAUGGAAUCGUCAGUGCCGAGCUGAUGAACGUGGAGCUCAAACAAGUCGAUGCCGGCAUCCCGGCUCGCCAGGCGCAACGUGCCAUGGUAGGCUGGCGCCGUUCUCAGGAGGCUCUGUUGGAUGGCAAGCACGACUAG
Molecule: messenger RNA, 2145 nt
Organism: Sporisorium graminicola
Lineage: Eukaryota; Fungi; Basidiomycota; Ustilaginomycetes; Ustilaginales; Ustilaginaceae
Exons: 1
Coding region: 1-2145 (714 amino acids)
Molecular function (GO): shikimate 3-dehydrogenase (NADP+) activity
Source: RefSeq, a predicted model, not a curated record